UCAAAACCUUUUUAGUCAAGAAAUCUGUUUUAUAAAGUAAUCAUAAAAUCUAAAUUAUAAUUCUAUUUCAUUUCUUUUUUAUUUAAAUUUUUAUUUUAAAUUUAUAAAUCAUUUCAAAUACAGUAAAUAUUUCUAAGGAAAUUUAGAUUGUACUUUUAACAUGUUUUAGAUGAACAUUCCUUUGUAAGAAAACUUUCUAUAAAGCAAAUUUACUCUAAGUCAAUAGAUCAGGAAAUUGUUAAUUUCUCUAAGUCUUCGGCAUGUAGUUUCUUUUGUUACCACAUGUGGUCAUCUAAGGUUGGUUAUAAAACAUUUAUCACUUCCCGGUUAAAAAUUUAUUGUAACAAAGGAUGACGCUAAUACGAUUGCGACAUGAAACUUGUUUUACUCUUUCAUCUAUUUUACUCAAUUUUGCAAUGUUUGUUUGGCAGAUUUAUAGUGUUAAAAUUCAAUCACUGCCAAUAUAGCCGUAAGUUAAAAUUGUCAGGUUUUUUGGUAUCAAAGAAUAUGUCUCUCAGGUAAAAUCGUAAAUUACUCAACCGUAAGGUAAUUGUCCAUGCACUCGAUUCUGCUUUUUGAUUGGUUACCUGUGUGGUCAGUCGGAAUUGAUAAUAGCGCUCGCACCCGUUUUGGUCAUUCUAUUGCGAGUCGCCAAAUACAAGUAUCGACAACUUUUAAUUCCGACUUUGUCAUUUUUAUUACGCACUGCAUCAAGACUUGUGUCCCCUGCACACAACAGCUUAUUCCCCAUCAAGUACAAAACAUCUCGAUUCCCCAGAUCAAACUCAAAGAUACCAUUGGUGGAAAAUCCUUUCGAUCUAUUCGGACCUUUCACGAUGAAACCUAACAAUCAAAACACUGGAGUACAAACCAGGGCCCAGUCAGAGCAGGAAGCCAGUGGAGGACAAGAUGAAGCUCCCCCUAGGACCACUACAUCAAGAUCGUCCACAACGACGACCACUACCAACUCAACAGAGAGGCCGGCUGGCUUCAUCUCACUGCCGCUUCCAACAAUUUCGACAGUGAGAACAACACCAAACAUUACCACGACCAACCCGCCCAGAGUCACCGUGCACCUCACGCCAUAUGACAGGGCAUCGUCAGCAGUUCAGUGGUGGCUGAACUUUAUGUCCUAUGUCAGCGUAUACCAAAUGACAGACAGCCAAGCAUUGAACAUCAUUCCGUUCAACAUCACCGAGCCUGUCAAACACUGGUUUUACCAACUGGCCCAAGCAUCGAAGUCGUCCUUGUCAGCCUUUAAACAUGCUUUCUUUGAUAGGUAUAGAAAAACUGAUGAGGACCUAGACCUAGACGAUAUCAAACAAGGCGCAAAUGAAAAACUUGACUCCUACCUAUUCCGGCUACAAUAAGCUGCGGCAGACCUCACCAUUCCAGAGCCGGAUCUCGUCAAAAAAGCCAUCAAGGGACUAAACCAAUCCAUUCGAGGCCAUGUAUAUAUGCGAAAACCAAAAACAAUGAAGGAACUGAGGACAGAGGC
Saccostrea cuccullata (small rock oyster) is the source of this 1498-nucleotide messenger RNA. RefSeq lists its product as uncharacterized. Bases 837 to 1370 code for a protein of 177 amino acids. The record is from RefSeq and is a predicted model, not a curated record. The transcript has 2 exons. Lineage: Eukaryota; Metazoa; Mollusca; Bivalvia; Ostreida; Ostreidae.